Cavenderia fasciculata is the source of this 3486-nucleotide messenger RNA. RefSeq names its product putative protein serine/threonine kinase. The transcript is spliced from 7 exons. Gene Ontology annotation, biological process: protein phosphorylation. Gene Ontology annotation, molecular function: ATP binding; protein serine/threonine kinase activity; phospholipid binding. Gene Ontology annotation, cellular component: cytoplasm. The record is from RefSeq and is a predicted model, not a curated record. Bases 1 to 3486 code for a protein of 1161 amino acids. NCBI's taxonomy places the organism in Eukaryota, Evosea, Eumycetozoa, Acytosteliales, Cavenderiaceae.
AUGAUUUUAGUGGUCAUUUCAAAGAGAAAGAAGAAAAGAGAGAUUCAAGUUCACUUAAAGACUUUGGGUCAAAUUACCUUUUUGAAAGAAAAUGAAUGUGGUUUUUCAUAUGUAUAUUUAGUUAAAGACUCACACACAUCUAAACACUUUGCAUUAAAGAGAAUCAUGGUUCGUGAUAACGAUGGUUUGGCUGAAGUUAAACAUGAAAUUGAUAUUAAUAAAAAACUAAAUCACAAGAAUAUAGUAAAGUUUUUGGAUUAUCAUCAUUCAAAAUCAUCAAAUGAAAUAUUUAUAUUAAUGGAAUAUUGUUCUGGAGGACAUUUAGUAGAUUUAAUGAUGAAAAGACAAAACAAUCGAUUUAGUGAACAAGAGAUAUUGGCAAUAUUUUCAGAUAUUUGUGAAUCGGUUGCGCAUAUGCAUUCGGUACAACCAUUGAUCAUUCAUCGAGAUUUAAAGGUAGAGAAUGUUUUGUUGGAUGAAGAGACGGGACUGUACAAACUAUGUGAUUUUGGUAGUGCAACAGAGGAAAUUGUCAAUCUCAAAAACAAGUCAGAGAUGCAGAGAGCAGAGGACGAUAUAGCACGUCACACAACUGUACAAUACCGGUCGCCUGAAAUGAUUGAUUUGUAUCGAUCCAACGUCAUCAACGAAAAGGUCGAUAUAUGGGCACUGGGUUGUCUGCUCUACAAACUACUAUUCUACACGACACCAUUCGAAGAGGCUGGAUCCCUCGGUAUUCUCAACGGAAACUAUACCAUCCCACCCUCUCCCUACUCUUCCGAUAUUAUCAAUCUCAUACGAUUCAUGUUACACCCCGAUGUUGAUCAACGACCAGAUAUAUACUAUGUAACCAACACCACUAUGAGAAUGAGAGGAAUGAAUCCACUCUAUCCUGGAAGAGGGUCACAAUACAUCAACUCUUUUACAUCUGAUCCUUAUUUAUCACCACCUCAAGUUCAACAAAUACAACAACAACAGCAGCAGUCUUCAUUAUCAACGUCAAGAGAAGAAGCUCACAAGAAAUCAUUAUCUCAACCAUUACAACAUCAAAAACCUUUGCCAUCAGUACCGUCGUCAUCGACCAAACCACUACCAGCUCAUCCACAACAACAUCAAUCACCAAUUGAUAUGUCUGCAUUUAAUGAUUUUGAAUUAUCUGGUAGUCAAUUUAAUGAAGAAGAGGUAUCACCACAUAUGCGUAGACGAUCACCAAAUAAUCAAAAUCAACAACAACAACAACAAAUGUUUAGUAGUGCUGCCAACAAGAGACGUGCCAAUAUUAACAAAAAUACUCCAAAUGUUACACCAGUUCAACAAGUAAAUGGUGGAAAAGUAGAUCAAUUCAAUUUAGAUGGUUCAGCAGUACAAACCAAUUAUGAAUCAGCUCCUCCAAUUGUAAUUGAUGAUAUGACAAAUUUAAUCAUCAUAUUGACAAAUCCAAGUGAUCCUACAAUUGAUUCUGAAUCUUUUUCAAAAUUAAAAAUAUAUUCAACCUAUCCAAAAGGAAUAAUGCAAGAAAUUGUAAAAAGACCUCUAAGAGAACCAGUUGUUUGUUUAAAAUCUUUAAUUGUAGUCCAUAAAUUAUUAAUUGAAGGUCAACAACCUUUUAAAAUGGAUGCAUUUGAUAAUAGAGAUUUAUUUCAUAAUUUACAUCUUGGUUGGUUAAAACAAAAAGAAAAAUUUUCAUUAAUUAGUGAAUAUUUAUCACAAUAUUCAUUAUUGACACAUAAAUUGGUAUUAUUUCAUCAAAAGAAUUAUUUUAUUGAAGGAGGAUUUCCAUUUGAUGAAACAAGAUGGGGUAGUCCAGAUUCAUUAGAUUCUUCGCAUCCAAUCAGUAUUACUACAGUGGCAUCAUUAUUGUCAGUUCUCGAACAAGUUUUCCAUUCACAAAAUUCCGUUUCCGAUUUGGUGAUGAAUACCAAUGCCUCGGCAUCGAUGCCAUUGCCAUUGAUCACGCAAAGCGUAUCACUUCUCAACACACAAUCCUAUGCCAUCUAUUGUUUUGUCAAUGGGUGUCUCAACGUACUCACCAGAAUAUCGGCACAGGACAGUUGUGCCGAUGUGUUGCCAAGUCUCAUCACACGAUUCCACUCGUCUCACCAAAUGUUGCGUGAAAACUACCACAAACUGAGCUCACUCCCUCCAUUUGCCUCUGAAAUCUUUUUCCCAACACUUCAAAAGUCGCCACCCAUCUUUAACCUCACCACCACAACAGGCAGUGGUAACAACACCCAACCCUCAUCACUCAACUCGAGUGGAUCUCAUCCACAUGUCCUCAGACGAAGUGGAAGUACCAAUAAUCCAUUUGAUACGGGAAGCAAUGAACCCUCUUUUAAUCCAUUUGACGAUAACUUUGGAGCCAAUCCAUCCACUCCAAUAGUAUCACCAAGAGUUUCAGCCAAUAAUAUUCCUCCCACUUUUGUUCCCAAUAAUGUAAAUAAUAAUAAUAAUAAUAAUAAUAAUAAUAAUGGUAACAAUAAUAAUCCUGGAACUGCACCACAUUCUCCAGUCAUGUCAAAGAGAAAUGUACCAUUGGUUCGUGGAUUCCCUCACUCUGCAUCACUCGAUGACGCCCGUCUAUAUACACUUAUUCUCACGCCAUCACCAUCUCCUCCACUGUCGCCAUCAUUUAGUAAUCGUAUGGCCUAUAACCAACAACUUCAACAUCAUCAACAAAUUGCAGCUCAACAAUUACCACCAAUAUCUUCUCAACAUCAUCAACAACAACAACAGCAACAACAACAACAACAACAACAACAAUUACCACCAUUACCAUCUCAACAACAACAACAACAAUUACCAACUCAACAAUUUGAACAAUUAUCAAUUCAUAAUAAUAAUAAUAAGCAACAACAACAAAAUACUUCAUUUUUACAAGCACCACCUAUAACAUUAUCCAAUUCAAUGGGAACACAUCAACAACUUGGUUAUUCCAACUCUGGAGGACAAAACACACCAAAUAUAUUAAAUUCCAGUACUAAUAGUGCCAGUAGUAGUAACAAUCCAUUUGAUCAACAAUCUCCAAUGUACCAACAUCCAAUCAAGAAUCAGGCAGGUAAUUUAAUGCCACCACCAGCCAAUAGAGGACCAGGAUCACUUUCAUCGUCUACCAUGGGCAUGGUGGCACCAAACUCUCGUGGCGAUACUAGAGGACACAGACGUUCACAGAGUAGUACGACAGAUGAAAUCAGACGUAGAAAUAUGCUUCAACAACAAUUGGAACAAAACAGAGAUUUUGUAAACUAUCAACGACAACAAAUUAGAAUGAAUCAAGUUAAUGAUUUGGCUUCUCCAAAUAAUAAUAAUAAUAAUAAUAAUAUUAAUAAUAGUAAUAACAUACCAACCACCUCCUCUAGUACAGUUACGCUUGGUGGUCAUACCAAUAACAUUAUACAACCUCCACAAAAACCAAUAACUUUUAUAGACGAGGAAGAGGAUGACUUUGAUGAUUUUGAUGAAAGUGUUGGAUCUUCAUUAUUAAAAUAA